CUGCUCUUGCAUUCGGAUCGCUGCUCGUCUGUCAAGCUACUGAACUACCAUGACGUGCGAGAGAGGAGCGGCGGGAGAGGUUACAACGUGUCCUACGACAACAGAAGCUUCAUAAUCGAUUCGCAGCGCACGCUGUUGCUUUCGGGAGCCGUCCACUAUCCCCGGGUGGACGUGGGGGACUGGAGUACGGUGCUGCGCCUCAUGUACGAGGACGGGCUGAACGCCGUGCAGACUUACCUCUACUGGAACCUGCAUCAGAGCGAGAUGGGCGGCAAGUACGACCUCUCGGGGAAUAACGACUGGCUGCAGUUUGUGCAGGAGGCUAGAGACGCAGGACUGUUCGUGGUUCUCAGGAUUGGACCGUUCGUUGCCUCCGAGUGGGACUACGGUGGGAUUCCUCACUGGAUCAGAGAUAUACCCAACGUCUACGUCCGUUCCAACAACUCUCAGUGGGAGACGGCCAUGAGGAAGUUCUUCCUCGACAUGGUGGAGCUGGCUCGGCCGCUGACGGCGCCACACGGAGGCCCAAUCAUCCUCGGACAGGUCGAGAACGAGUUCCGCUGGCUGGACCAGGCCUACAUCGACUGGUGUGGAGAUCUGGUCAAAGAGGCUGCCACUGAAAUCCCCUUUCUGAUGUGCAACGGGUUCAGUGCCGCCAACACUAUAAACACGUACAACGGAAACGACGGUGCUCUGUACGCAGACGCACACUCCAAGCUCUACCCCGGACAGCCCCUUGCGUGGACUGAGAACGAGGGCUGGUUCCAGGAAUGGGACAGGGAACCUCUGAGCGGUAGGGACAACCGCACCCCUCAAGACAUGGCGUACGUCGUCAUGAAGUGGUUUGCUAGAGGCGGUGCGCACCACAACUACUACAUGUGGUAUGGCGGGAACAACUUUGGUCGACUGACCGGCUCAUGUAUCACCACCAUGUAUGCAGACGGCGUCAACCUCCACUACGAUAUGCUCGCCAACGAACCCAAGAAAACACACCUGUCUAAACUCCACGACCUCCUAGACACUUACUCCCUCUCACUCCUCACCAAUCCAUCUCAAGUCGACAACGCCACAAAGGUGCUGGUGUACAGUGAAUCGCAGCACAAGUUUGUGAAUGCGACCUACCAAUUUGCCUACGUCUACACUGCCAGUGGACAGGGUGUCGCGUUCCUGGAGAACUCAGUCAAUACCACUGCUCUGGUGCAGUUCAGAGAAACCAACUUCUCUCUUCCCGGCCUGUCUUCAUCUCUUGUGGACCUCUCCACCCCAGACAGAGCUACGGAGGUCUACAACUCAGCAAAGGUUCAUUCCGAAGGCCUGCCAACAAAGAGAACCUAUGCCACGUUGAGCGGGAAGUUCCCCUGGAGUGUCUGGGCAGAGAAUGUGGGGCAGUUGGACGGAGCAUUCGCUGCGGGGAGACCACUGGAGCAACUAAAC
Molecule: messenger RNA, 1434 nt
Organism: Geodia barretti
Lineage: Eukaryota; Metazoa; Porifera; Demospongiae; Tetractinellida; Geodiidae
Source: the annotation of a GenBank genome assembly